AUGCUGCAGCCGCGAGGCCGGUCCUGCUGUCGCUGCCUCUGGUCCGCGGCGGGCGGGCGCCGAGCUGCUGAGACCAUGCCGCUGAAACACUACCUUCUUUUGCUGGUGGGCUGCCAGGCCUGGAGCGCGGGGCUGGCCUACUACGGCUGCCCAAGUGAGUGCACCUGCUCCAGAGCCUCCCAGGUGGAGUGCACUGGGGCGCGCAUCGUGGCAGUGCCCGCUCCCCUGCCCUGGAACGCCAUGAGCCUGCAGAUCCUCAACACGCACAUCACUGAACUCAACGAGUCCCCGUUCCUCAACAUCUCGGCCCUCAUUGCCCUGAGGAUUGAGAAGAAUGAGCUGUCCCACAUCAUGCCUGGUGCCUUCCGCAACCUAGGGUCACUGCGUUACCUCAGCCUUGCCAACAACAAGCUUCAGGUUCUGCCUAUUGGCCUCUUCCAGGGCUUGAACAACCUCGAGUCACUCCUUCUGUCCAGCAACCAGCUGGUGCAGAUCCAGCCAGCACACUUCUCCCAGUUCAGCAACCUCAAAGAGCUGCAGCUGCAUGGCAACCACCUGGAAUAUAUCCCCGACGGUGUCUUUGACCACCUGGUGGGCCUCACGAAGCUCAAUCUAGGCAAGAAUAGCCUCACCCACCUCUCGCCCAGGAUCUUUCAGCGCCUGGGCAACCUCCAGGUCCUCCGACUGUAUGAGAACAGGCUCUCAGAAAUCCCUAUGGGCACAUUUGAUGGAUGUGGGAACCUCCAGGAGCUGGCCCUACAGCAAAACCAGAUUGGUAUGCUCUCCCCUGGCCUCUUCCACAACAACCGUAACCUCCAGAAGCUCUAUCUGUCCAACAACCACAUCUCUCAGUUGCCCCCUGGCAUCUUCAUGCAGCUGCCCCAGCUCAACCGUCUUACGCUUUUUGGGAAUUCCCUGAAGGAGCUCUCACCAGGGAUCUUUGGGCCCAUGCACAAUCUGCGUGAGCUCUGGCUCUACGACAACCACAUCACUUCUCUGCCUGACAACGUCUUCAGCAACCUCCACCAGCUGCAGGUCCUGAUCCUCAGCCGCAACCAGAUCAACUACAUCUCCCCAGAUGCCUUCAAUGGGCUGGUGGAGCUGCGGGAGCUGUCCCUCCACACCAACGCGCUGCAAGAGCUGGACGGGAGCGUCUUCCGCAUGUUGGUCAACCUGCAGAACAUCUCCUUGCAGAACAACCGCCUCAGACAGCUCCCGGGGAAUAUCUUCGCCAAUGUCAACGGCCUCAUGACCAUCCAGCUGCAGAACAACCAGCUGGAGAACCUGCCCAUGGGCAUCUUUGAUCACCUGGGGAACCUGUGUGAGCUGAGGCUCUAUGACAACCCCUGGAGGUGUGACUCAGACAUCCUUCCACUCCACAACUGGCUCCUGCUCAACAAACCCAGGUUGGGGACAGACACUCUCCCAGUAUGUUUCAGCCCACCCAGUGUCCGAGGCCAGUCCCUCAUCAUCAUCAACGUCAACGUUGCUGUCCCCAGUGUCCAGGUCCCAAUGAUCCCCGAGGUGCCCAGCUACCCGGAAACACCACAGUACCCAGACACACCCAGCUUCCCUGAUACCACCUCCGUCUCCACUACUGAGUUCACCAGCCCUGUGGAGGACUACACUGAUCUGACCACCAUUGAGGUCACUGACGACCGCAGCACGUGGGGCAUGACCCAGGCCCAGAGCGGGCUGGCCAUUGCUGCCAUUGUUAUUGGCAUCAUUGCCCUGGCCUGUUCCCUGGUUGCCUGCAUCUGCUGUUGCUGUUGCAAGAAGAGGAACCACACGGUCCUGAUGCAGAUGAAGGCGCCCAACGAGUGUUGAAGAGGUGGGCUGGAGGCAGGGUUGCGGACCAGUGGGACCACUGGAGGAUCUGGGAAUUUCAUUGUCCUACCUCCACCCCUGGGUCCACAGAGCCACCCCCUGCUUCCUCUUGCUGGUCUCCAAGAGACCUGCCUGGUUCUCCUCUAGAGAACCACAGGAGAACCAGCUCUCGCAGGGCCUUCUUACCACCAGGAAGACCCAACUGGCCUUGGCAAGAACCCCACGGGGUUUCUAAUUCACGUCCCCGGGCUUCAUGUGAGAAAGCCCUCUCCACAGCCUUCACCAGCUCUCCUCUGACAAGCUCUCCUGGCCCAUGGCCAUGCUGGCCUCUGGACUCAGUUACCAUUCCUGCUCACUUUGUGGGAAGAGUUCUCCAUGGGGACAGCUUCUCUCCCAAGUAGGAUGUAAGUUGAUUUUCCUUCCUUUGCUCCCUGCCUUUGUGGCAUGGCUCUCCCCUGUCCCCUCAAAUGAAAGAUCUCCCGUGAGUUUCCGCUCCUGAAAGCAGGGUGAGUUCUCUCCUCCCAAAGGCUCCCACCUGCUCGGCUGGCGUCCUGAGAGCUGCCAAGGGCCUGGCUGCAGGGUGUGAAAGAAGCUGCUCAGUUCCUGCAGGGAGAGCUGCUAUCAGCAUCUCUCAUGGGGUCGUUACCUGGAAAAGGAAGAAGGGCACCUGUGCGGCAAGCCAGCCUUGUAGAGAAGAUUUCCGAACUGCAAAUUUUGACUUGAACAUUUUGGUCCUUUGAGAAAUAAGAUCAUGUAGAAUGUCUGACCCCUAAAAACUCUUAAAAUCAGCUUAUUAGUACUAGAUGAGAAAGCACCCUAGAACCUGGGGGUCCUUAUGUUCAUCCCAGGGUUUUUAUCUUUUAGCUUUUUAUUGAAGUAUAACAUGCAUACAGAAAAGUGGGAGCAUGGUUGUGUAGAGUUUGAUGGAUCUUCACAAGCAGUUCGCGCCUGUGGAAUCAGCAUCCAGAUCAAGAAACUAGACAUCACUAGUAUCUUCCAUCCUGGGCUUUGACUGGAGAGGACAGGCUUGUGGAGAUGGGUCCCCAUGAGCCUGGACGGCCCCUCACUGCCCCUGCCAGCCCGCCCUUGCCAAGGUCCAGCUGUCAGGGGUGGAGGAGUCAAUGUGGGUGUGUUAUGGCCUGGACAGGAGAUGUAAUCGGAUCCCCACACCCCAAGUCACCCAGAACGGCCUGGUCAGGGUCGUCCUGACACCCCUUUCUCUGCCAGCCAGCUGUCUGCUGCUCAUUGGAGGCCCCUCUGCCUGGGCCUUUUGGGCUUGCUAUGCCUAUGUCUGUUUUUAAUUUUCACUUUCCAUUUGGGGGAAGUGAAAUAGUUCAGACAUGAGAGCCUUUAAUUGAACAGCCGAGUGUAAUGGAACCUGGUAAUCCUUCUAGUGUGGUAAGAUUCUCCACCAGUGUUCCAGUCAGCUAGAAACUGAAGUUCAGAAUGCUCGCAUACAGUAGGCAACACCAGGCACACAGAUGGGUCACCCUGGGUCUGGGGGCUCUCCAGAGUUCCUUCUGCCUGUGGCCUGGUUAUAAGAGUUGAGUUGUUUGGUUCCUUGGGUUACAACCACAUAAAUACCUGCUUUCAUCACCCUCCCUGCUACACACAUAUUUAUGCUGGUAAAGAAACUGUGUUCAUGGCAACUCAUGUUUCUGUCUGGACAACUGGUCUAUCAGUCCCAAAGUAAAGCAGUGAAAUGGAGAACUUCAGGUCUCUGCCCAGGAAAGAGCUGCAGCCAGUGCUAUAAGCAUUUGAAAAUCCUGACUGGAAAAAAAGAAAAAGAAAAUCCUGACCAGCUCUUCCUUGUUUCCUCUGUCCCACAAAACAAAUAAGAAAUCCCCCGAGGUCUUAGCAGCAUGAUGCUGACAGGCCCCCAACAAAAAGGGUCCAGGAAGGGAUGUACAUAAGAACUAGCACACUGCAUAGUUUUUACUCUGUGUCCCGGAGAAUCUGGGAAAGAUGGGGCCUGUCAAAGGCAAAAGACAUCUCCCCAACGUAAAUCUGGGUUUCCAAAACGUUUUCAAAAUGUUUAUAGCAACCGGUGGACAUGUUCUGAGACUUGCCAGGACCCAAGAGGAAGUGAGCCCAGAGCCUGGGGCAUGGGCAUUUUUCCACCCGAUGGUGGCCUGCCCAGUUGAUUCUGGGGCCUCCGGGGAAGCUGGGCUGCUUUCCUCCAGGGAGAAGCAUGUACUCCUCGAGGUGUUCCUUAGGAGCAGACGACAAUGUCUCAUUGUGCAAGGGUGCAAGCGGGCCAGACAUGGCAGUGAGAGGAAGGAGGCAUCCUUUUCACCUAGAAGGUCCCGCCAAUCUGAACCCAGAACGCUUGGGUAUUUGUGGCAUUGGCCAUGACUUUGGAGUUCCUUUCUCGCGGGCCCAGGAUAUCAGCAUGUUUCCCCAGGCCAUAGGCUAACCUGAGGGCAGCUGUCCUGAGAUGUCUCCCUGCAGGGCACCCCCCAGUGGGGGUGGUGAACCCGUUACCCGACCCUUUGAGCUUGCCUGCUCCUUCCUCCCAUCAGAGUGGAUUGGAUGGAGCCAUUGGGUCUCCUCUUCCUCAGCGGGGCUUUGGCCUUUCUGAACCAUGUUGUCUGGUCAGGGAGCUACCAGAAAAGCUGGAUGAGGUUUCUUUUCCAGUAAGACAUUGCAUCUGCUCACUUCUCAGGACUGGAGUGAGCUUCCUGGUCCCCCAAAGCUGAGGUAGGCCACAGAAUCCACUUUAAUUUCCCCAUUUGCCUACCGGCCCCUAGGAUACCUUGCCAGUAGCAGCAGCCUCCAUUUGGAGUGAAGAGUCAACGUAGGAGGAAAGAGAAUAAAAGCCAGUUGGAGCCACUGUUCCUCAAAAACACUUAGGGUGUCUAGAUACCCUUUAAAGGACUGAACGAGCAUUUUCUUUUUAAGCCUGACAACACCCCUGUGCAUGGGUACGACGGUUAUCCCCUGGAGCUGGGUCUAAACUCACUCUUUCUUCUGCAACGUUAUUCAGCGGGCUGUGGGUUUUCUUCUCUUCACGCUUGUACAAGACCCCAUGGCCUGUCCUGGGCUUUCAUCCAUAAAGAAGAGGAGGGCCACUUGCCUGUGGCUUCCUACAGUCUGAGCCGUUGGCACCUGUUUGGUACUGCGUGGAUCGGAAGCUUGUCAACACAGGAGAUCCCUAAGCCCACCCGUCCGUCAAGGAAAGAGCAGUUUCAGGCAACUGUUUCCACACUCAGGAAGCUUACGGAGAGCAGGCAGCGAGAGAGACCUAGAGACCAAGCGCCGGUACGCAGACCCCGGCUGGGUCCUAGCCUCUAGCUACAAACCGCCCAGAGUCCAGCCCACGGGUCCCACAGCCAGAACCGAACCCGAGACCCCGAGCGGUUGGGGAGGUGGUGGGGGUGGGCUCGGGGAGGAAGCCCUCAGUGUGGUUCAGAGAAGGGGCAGGCGCUUCUCCAGGCCAGACUUCGCUCAGCUGUGCUCUUCCUCCCUCCCCCGAGGAGAGGUCACUGCACCACCCAGCCCGCUGCCUUCAAAAGUAGAUGGUGUUUGCCUCGCUUAGGGAAUCAUUGCAAAUAGUCCCAGGUGCUUGGUGACGCAUUUAGAAAUUUCUAGGCCCCCAGGGUUUUAUAGACUGUGAGCCCUGGAGGGCAGGGUUGGGGGACUGUCUUUGCUGGAUGCUGCCUGUAACAAAUUUGGUGUACAGAGUCAACAAUAAAUGGUAUACGCAGGACAACUGAG
This is a messenger RNA of Canis lupus familiaris (dog), 5544 nucleotides long. RefSeq names its product leucine-rich repeat-containing protein 15. Gene Ontology annotation, cellular component: extracellular matrix. The record is from RefSeq and is a predicted model, not a curated record. The transcript is spliced from 2 exons. Gene Ontology annotation, molecular function: protein binding. NCBI's taxonomy places the organism in Eukaryota, Metazoa, Chordata, Mammalia, Carnivora, Canidae. The coding region runs from base 1 to 1827 and encodes 608 amino acids.